AUGAUGUCAUUUGCCUAUUAUGACUCUACUCUUGGACAAUACGCAUUUGAAUCAUCCGUCUCUUUUGCAGGAUCCUGUGUUAGCAAUGCCACCAUCUCUACUGUCGUCAUUUUUGGUGUCUCUGAACCUGUAUCCAGUGUAUAUGUUGAUGGCAUUCCAAGUACCGCCUAUACCUAUACCGCUGAAUACCAAUCACUCUCUAUUAAUAACCUUGUCCAAUCAAUCACUUCUACUAAUCUUAUCACUUGGAAUUAA
Messenger RNA from Cavenderia fasciculata, 255 nucleotides. RefSeq lists its product as uncharacterized. The record is from RefSeq and is a predicted model, not a curated record. Lineage: Eukaryota; Evosea; Eumycetozoa; Acytosteliales; Cavenderiaceae. The transcript is spliced from 2 exons. Bases 1 to 255 code for a protein of 84 amino acids.